AUGCUCAAGUUCUCCAUCUGUGCCAUUCUGGCGUCCUCUUUUGCCAUCGCAAAUCCAGUACCUGGCGGCGUUACCAAUCCACCAAUUCGUAAUGUUUAUACCUUCCCAAUCAACCAUUUCAUUGAGAAUAUCGCGAUCCGUUCGAACAGCAAGCUCCUUCUUACUUCACUAAGCGUUCCUUCGCUUUGGAGUAUUGACCCUACAGAAGCUACACCAACUGCACCUGUUAUCCAUACCUUCGCCAACGUCACUGGCCUUUCUGGUAUAACAGAAACAACACCAGAUGUUUUUGCUCUCAUCACUGGGACCUGGGAUCUCCCAACAACCCGAGCAGCUCUCGGAUCCUUGACGGUAUGGACUGUCAAUUUCAACUCGAAUCCACCGGUCAUCAAGAACGUGACCAGCAUUGUCAAUUCCACAAUCUUCAACGCAAUAACAACCGUUCCAGGGAAACCACACUUAAUUCUCGCUGCCGACUCAGCCAUUGGUGCUGUCUGGAAGGUCAAUCUCAUCACCCGCAGAUAUGAUAUCGCAUUCUCAGAUCCCCUAUUCCAACGCGUCAGCGACACUCCAGGAGAGAAUCUUGGAAUUAACGGCAUGCUCGCCAAAGGAAACUACCUCUACUUCGCCAACUCCGCCCAGAACAUCUACGGCCGCGUCAAGAUCAACGCAUUUGGCGACAAAAUCGGCGCUGCGGAAUUGAUCAGUACAGACCCGAUCGUGGGCGGCCACUACGAUGAUUUUGACCUCGAUGCUGGCAAGAAUGCGUGGAUUGCUACGCACCCGAAUCAUGUUGUUAAAGUGAGACCGGAUGGGAGUCAGAAGCUCUUGCAAAACACGACGCUUCUGAAGAAUCCAACGGCUGCGGAGUUUGGGAGGGGAAGUGCGAAGGAGAGACGGACGCUGUAUGUGACGAAUGGUGGGGAGUUUACUCCGACUUUUGAUCUGAUUAAUGGAGGGGUUGUGUCUUUUGAUACUGCGGGUUUUUGA
Glarea lozoyensis ATCC 20868 is the source of this 990-nucleotide messenger RNA. RefSeq lists its product as uncharacterized. The coding region runs from base 1 to 990 and encodes 329 amino acids. Lineage: Eukaryota; Fungi; Ascomycota; Leotiomycetes; Helotiales; Helotiaceae. The transcript has a single exon. The record is from RefSeq and is a predicted model, not a curated record.